AUGAUUCUCUCCUCCCAGAAGUUACCCGAGCUCUGGGACUACUUUCUGAUUUACAUCUCGGGAGCCCUAGAGUUUAAUCCUGACAGCAAAGACAUAGACCUGGGACUGUUUCCUCUCAGGAUGAACCCCACCAUUAAGACCAGAAGCUCCCCGGGUAUAGACACACCACCAUGUGGCUGCUCGCGGAAGGUUGAAGGCUGGGGAAGAAGCUCCACCGACCGACCGACCGACCGUCCUACCGGAGACCUGGCUCCAAAUGUCAAGAUGCCAACCUUCUCAGUCAUGUACAAAGGAGCCGUGAUCAUCAGCAGGACACUAAUGGGUCCAUACGGAGUAGACAGAGCUGUUCAUUCCAUGGAGUUUACCGAUUGUGAGAACGGCCUGGGGAUCAAAGUGAUUGGUGGAGUGAAGGAGCUAACUGGAGAGGAGUUUGGAGUCUACGUCAAACGGAUCUUACCAGGUGGCCUUGCAUCAAGUGACGGAAACCUGAUGCCAGGGGACCAGAUCUUGGAGGUGAACGGGGACAGUCUAGUAGGAGUCACAAGUGAAAGAGCUGUGGACAUCUUGAGAGCAGCCUCUGCAACCAAUCUCAUGCGUCUUCUCAUAGCCAGAGAUGAGGAAGCAAAGAGAGAAUUUGCUGAGUUGCUGGAGAAGUAUGGAUCUAAUGGUAGCACAGGAUCAACACGCAACUCUCCCAUACAGCAAGGAGGCCGCUACCUGGAUAGUACAUCCUCUGGUUCCUCGUCUCGCUCCCAGAGUCCUCUGUUGUUGAGCCCAGCAGGCUCUCAGAACAUGUACAACAACAGUGGGCCCAUGCUGCGCUCCCUCAGUCAUCCAGGUGAAGGAGUGAUUCAGCUCAUUUCAGUGGCGCGAUCCGGCAGUUUGGGCAUCACCAUCGGAGGAGGCUCCAACAGGCCCGACGGACCCGCUGUCUUCAUUCAGGAGGUGCUGUCUGGAGGAGACUGUCACCGGGAUGGACGUUUGAGGCCUGGAGAUCAGCUCAUUGCUGUUAACAAGGAGUCCUUGAUAGGUGUGACCCAUGAAGAGGCCAAAAGCAUGAUGAACAAAGUCAAAUUCAGCCAAGAGGGUGCUGUGGAAAUAGCCUUCAUACCAGGGAAAGGACUUUUUCCCAGCAGCACAUCUCUCCACAAUGGGGUCCAGCGAGCCGCAGGCAACAGCUACAACUCUGGACGCUUAAAAGUCCACAUCAGAUCACCAGAGGCCUGUGCAGAGGAGCCAGCAUCAGUGUCCUCACCUUCUCCUGACAUCUGCCCACCAGAUAUUCAUAUUUCAGGUUCAACCAGCCAGAGGUCACCAACGGGAGCCAAACCUAAGAUAACACUGGACCCCUACAUACGACUCAAAUCAGACAAGUUAGACGUG
Molecule: messenger RNA, 1383 nt
Organism: Anoplopoma fimbria (sablefish)
Lineage: Eukaryota; Metazoa; Chordata; Actinopteri; Perciformes; Anoplopomatidae
Product: syntaxin-binding protein 4
Molecular function (GO): protein binding
Source: RefSeq, a predicted model, not a curated record